This is a messenger RNA of Aureobasidium subglaciale EXF-2481, 1782 nucleotides long. RefSeq lists its product as uncharacterized. Lineage: Eukaryota; Fungi; Ascomycota; Dothideomycetes; Dothideales; Saccotheciaceae. The record is from RefSeq and is a predicted model, not a curated record. Gene Ontology annotation, molecular function: hydrolase activity, acting on carbon-nitrogen (but not peptide) bonds, in linear amidines. Bases 112 to 1617 code for a protein of 501 amino acids. The transcript has 3 exons.
GCUGUGUGUGUCUUUUGUUCCUUUGUGACUCCUUCUUGUUCCCUUUGAAAAAUAACAAGAAUCCUUCUAAGGAAAAAGAGCAAUUUCUCGCGGUAACAAGGAAGACCAAUCAUGUCAUCACUACGCCUAUUAAUCAAAUCCCUCACCUCGACAUCGAUAUCAUCUCCUCGUCUUGUUGCCAGAUCUCGAGGUUUAGGAUACGGAGCUUUGGGAUGUUGUGGGAGAAGAAGCUUUUCAAGCAUGAGAUGGCAAUGGAAGGAUCUAAGAGACAUGGGAGAGGAAGAGGUGAAGGGGUUGAGGGUUGAAGAGGAGAGAUUGAUGAGGGAUUUACAUGAGACUUGUGAGUGGGGGGUUGGUGAGAGAUGGGGAAGUGCGCCCACAGAAACAGGCAUGUCUCGCCUCUCCCUCAGCGAUACGGAUAAACAAGCCCGAGACUGGUUCACCACGACAACGGAAGCGUUAGGCUGUAAAGUCACAGUCGAUGCCAUGGGAAAUCAAUUCGCCAUCAGACCUGGUAUGAAAGAUGGUGCUCCAACUGUAGCGGGUAGUCAUUUGGAUACACAACCUACUGGAGGCAGAUACGAUGGAAUCCUAGGCGUAACAGCAGGCAUAGAAAUGCUCCGAACCCUCCACUCACAAGACAUCACCACCACUUAUCCCGUGGGCGUCGUAAACUGGACGAAUGAAGAAGGCGCUCGUUUCCCAAUCUCCAUGGUCAGCUCCGGAGUCUGGAGCCACAAUAUCCCACUCUCCCACGCCCAUGCCCUCAAAGAAGUCGGCUCUGGCACUGCAACCAUGAAAUCCGAACUCGAGAGAAUCGGCUACUUGGGCGAAACAUCAUGUAGUCAUGAAGCCAUGUCGCUAGCAGCACACUUUGAGCUUCACAUCGAACAAGGACCUAUCCUCGAGGCCGAGAAGCGCAAAAUAGGCAUAGUGCAAGGAGUACAGGCGUACAAAUGGUUUACAAUCUCCGUCGCAGGGGCAGAUUGUCAUACCGGCACCACCAGUUUCCAACAUCGCGCUGAUGCACUGUUGGCGGCUUCUAAAAUGAUUGUGUACUCUCAUCGAGCAGCUGCUAGACGAAAUGCUUUGGCAUCUACAGGAAUCCUUAUUCUGAAGCCUGGGAGUACUAAUACUGUACCUGGUAGCGUGGCGUUUUCUCUGGAUAUCCGCUCUCCUGACGAUGCAAUUGUGGAAGCAGUAGAAGCAGAUUGCCGCACCGCUUUCGCCGCCCUCGCAGCUGGAAAAGACAUAGACGGCCUAGGCAAAGACUUUGUCGCCUCUUCAAAAUCCUGCUCUGUAUCCUGGCAAUUGGAUACACACUCCCCAGCUACCAAGUUCUCCCCCAUUUGUAUCGAGUGUGUUUCUCAUGCCGCCGAGGGUUUAUUCGGCAAAGAUGCUGAGAAACUUACAAAAGAGAUGACUUCGGGUGCUGGACAUGAUAGCGUGUAUACGAGUAAACGCGUUCCUACGACUAUGAUUUUCGUGCCGAGUAGAGAUGGAGUUAGUCAUAAUCCUGUCGAGUAUACGGAGCCGGAGGAUUGUGCGCUGGGGGCGCAGGUGUUGAUGCAGGCGGUGUUGAGGUUUGAUGGGUUGAGAGCUGAGGGCAGAGUUUAAUUUGUGAUCAAGGUUUGGGAGGUGAACAGAAGGCGUUAGACAUGUCUUUUUGGGUCGUGUUUUGCAUGUAUCAGAUGCCUUUCCUUGAUCUUGUGAAGAUGCGAUGAUGUUGCAUGUAGGCGUGGGAUGUUUAUGAGAAAUACUUGAUCUCGAUCGUUACUUUAC